Ornithorhynchus anatinus (platypus) is the source of this 6599-nucleotide messenger RNA. Its product is annotated as A-kinase anchor protein 17B-like. The record is from RefSeq and is a predicted model, not a curated record. The transcript has 5 exons. Bases 971 to 3856 code for a protein of 961 amino acids. Gene Ontology annotation, molecular function: RNA binding. Lineage: Eukaryota; Metazoa; Chordata; Mammalia; Monotremata; Ornithorhynchidae.
AAACAAUGGUAUUUAUUGAGUCCCUAUUGAGUACAAAGCAUCGUACUGAGCACUUGGGGAGGAUACCACAGAAGCAAGAUACCCAUUUCCUGCCCUCAAUGAGCCUAUGGUCUAACUGGGGAGAUAAAAAUGAUUUCCCAACUCAUUUUGUACAGCCACUUCCAAAACCUUGGUGUCUGAAUGCUUUUGAGUUAAAUUUAACUCUCAGAGAUCAUUUAUUAAUCACAAGUUUGCUACAGAGGUUUCUAAAUACUGCAUUGCUGAACAGAGGAAAAUCAAAAGGCACCAGACUUUUUAAAAUGCCCUGGUAUGCUCUUGAAUGUUGACUCCUAAAUAUGGCUUUCGGCAUUGCUUUGCAGUGAGUUUUUGAGACCUUUCAACGUAGCCAAGUGCCAGAACGUACUUAUGGUUGCCUCUCAGCUGGGGAAUGGCCCAAAGAGGGUUUUUUAUAUUUGUUUCAAAGAAACUCAUAGAGGCAGAUGGAUAGAAAUAGAAAAUGUCAGCUCCUUUAUUGCUCACUACUAAUCCAUCUCCCCAUUGGGUAGACUAGCCAAUCUGUCGGUGUGCAGAUUUCCAAGACAUUAGACAUUUAUAUAAAGACAUAUUGCCAUUUUCAGAGGACACAGACAAUUCACUUGGUCAGUUAUUAUACUAGACUGUGACACUCUCGACUGUUCCAAUGUGCAUCUGAAAUUUGACCCAUCAACAGACUCCAGAAAUUAGAGCAGAUUUCGGAUCCAGUAGUCAAGAUGCUUAAGAACUGCUCAUUUAAAUUUUAAGGCUGCUUUUCAGAGUUCAUUGAAGCGUAACAAAAUAUAGCCAAAUUUUUUCCUUCCUUGCUUAAUUCCCCUACUUGUUUUUUUUAGGACUUUCUUCUUGAGUUCAAAUGAGCAGUGGAUGGAAAGAAAUAAGGAGUCCUGGAUUCUCAAUUUCCUGCCCCAUAAUUUUUGGCAUGGGACAGUAGGACACCAUGACAAUUACCAUAGUAUAUGAUAACUCAGAAGCGAUGGAAUUGUGUGCUGCUCAGCACCUGUAUCUUAAACCAAUAGCUAAGCUGACAAUCAACGUGAUGCUACCUGAAGAUACAGAACCUGCUCGAUCAUUUUCCAACUGGGAAGUUCUGGAUCAGCUGAAAAGCCUGAUUUGUCCAGACCAGUUCACCACUGUUCGAGUUUCAAAGAGCACCAAAGACUUCAUCCGAUUUGAGGGAGAAGCAGAAACGAAAAGUUUGGUUCAGACCCUGAAGGCAAAACUACAUGGGAAGCUCAUCAAGCUGAGUGGUUUGAAGAAUGACUUGAAAGUGGUAGCUACUGAUGCACAAGUGGACUUUCCAUCUCAGCAAGAGUGGGAAUCUUUCCUGAGUAAAAACGAGGCAGAAAGUGAUGAGCUUCCUGAGAACAGCCUUGCCGAGAGUCCGGAUUCCAUCUACUUUGAGGGGCUGCCUUGCAAGUGGUUUGCCCCUAAGGGGUCCAGUGGUGAAAAGCCAUGUGAAGAUAUCCUCCGGGUGGUGUUUGAAAGCUUUGGGAAGAUAAAGAACAUAGACAUUCCUAUGCUUGAUCCCUACAGAGAAGAGAUGACUGGAGGAUCCUUUGGGAACUUCAGUUUUGGUGGUCUGCAGACUUUUGAAGCCUUUAUCCAAUACCAAGAGUAUACAGAUUUCAUAAAAGCAAUGGAAUCACUUAGAGGAAUGAAAUUGAUGCUUAAGGGGGAUGAUGGAAAGGCACUUGCUUGUAACAUUAAGGUUAUGUUUGACACGACCAAACACUUCAGUGAGGGAGCUAUAAAGAAGAGAAAUCUGGAAAGGUUAAAAUUGCAAGAACUGGAGCAAGAGAGGAAAAUAGAAAAGAAGAGAGAAGAGGAGGAGACAGAAAGGAAAAGAAAAGAUGAUGAGAAAAAAUCCCGAGAGAGGAAAAGAAAGGCCAAGCUCAAGAGGAAAGAACAAAAGCAGAAAGAAAGAGAAGAGAAACGCCUGAAAAAGCAUCAGAGAGCAAAAGCUGAGGAGCUAUGGCCGGGGACCGGGGAUGAGUGGGAGGAAAGGAAGUACCUGCUGGCUCAGAGGCGCGUGGAGGCCCUGCGACUGCUGAGGGUGCUGCUGAGGAGAGUCACAGAAUUUGGACAGUUUAACAAACAGAAAGUGGAGAACACAUCCAUCGAAGCAAGAGAAGGUAGUGUUUCAGAGAGAGAGUUGAAAACUUUGGAGAAAGGACAGUCAAACCCAAGCUACCUUCAUCAACCUGAGCUGAAGAAGGAGACCCGAAAAUGUCAGUGUACCAAGUCGGACAGGAUAUCAGUGUACAAGAAAGAGCAGGCUGACCUCCCUGCAUCCUCUUAUCACUUAGUGAAAACAUUUUUCAAUGACGCAACUAAAGAGGAUUCUGGCCAAUCAUUAACCAGUCGACACAACCACAGUUAUGUCUCAGACUUGAAUUCCUUGCAGAUUACAAUUAAUCAAGAUUGCAAAAUCAUUCACUCCCUUAAAAGAAAGGACUGCCAUGUUUUGGACAUUUCCCACUCCCCGAAAUUGCAUGAGGAAGGUUACUGCAGAAAAGAAAAAAUUUAUGAAACAGAAGAAUUUAUUCACUAUCUGCUGAAUUACUAUCAAACUCCAAGAUAUCCUCGGAUAUGCACAGACCCAAUGGACACCAUGAGCAGAUCUUGGUGGCAAAGAGCCGUCCUAGAUAAAGGAAAUGGAUUUCAAGUCAAUUUGAAGAAUCAAUUUCGGCAUCAUUUCACCAGAGUGAGAAUUGUACAAAACCUGGAUAAAGGAGACUGGACUCCAGAAGAUCAUUUCAGGUGGAAGAUUACCAUUAAAGAAUCUGAGCCAAAACUGAGAGAGAACGUAAAGCAGAGCAGUAUAAAAGGAUUUACUAAGGGGGUUAAAAUAGAUUGGACAGAUUCCCUUAGGGAAACUGUUAACGAAGCAUCCUAUGUUAAUGUGAACAGCUACCCUUUCAGAAAUAUUCAAACUGGCCAUGACGAAGACUUCAGAUGCAUUAGGAAAAGAAACCUGUCCCCACCCUGCCAGCUAACAGGUUCAGCUUGUGAAUUAGAAGAUUUACUAGAAGAGAUCAGUAGUGAUUCUGAGUGCUUCAAUGAAGCGUUUAGUGGUCCAGACAGAGGAACAGAAAGAAGCUACACAGAAUAUGUUUGUUAUCCCGAAGGGACAAACUGCCUGAUGAAGGAAAGGGAGGGAUUCUUUAACUGUGAUGAAAAUGUGGCUCGUGAUCAGGGCAGUCGAUUCAGCCACUGUACCACGUGUGCAAAGUUGAAACCUGGUGGUUUGACAAAACAUUGUAGACACAGGCUGCGUGAGUCAGGCAAGAGGUCUAAGAAUAAACAGAGAUGUCCAGGACCAGAAAGGGACACCAGUGAAAAUGAGGGCAAUCCCAGAAAAAAGCCCAAAAAGCCACCUACAGAAUAUUUUCCUGAUGAAGGAAGCUACUCCGAUUCAGACUCUAGCAAUCCAUUCAAAUCUCUGAGAGAAAAAAAGAAUCACGGCCACACACUUAACCAGAAAGUGCAAUGUAAAGCCUUUCAGGAGCCAAUGGCAAGCUCCAAGAGUAGUGAUGCCUGUCCUGUUCAGAGAUUUCCCCAAAGUACAAGAGGUCUGUGGAGAGCAAAGUACAAUAAAAAAGAUAUAGGGCAACUCAACAGAUAUGGGGAUUGGAAGGAUUAUUUGCUAUCUUCUGGGUAUUGUCUAAAUAGCUUCAACAAGCAAGGUUUCUCUGGUGCUGAAACUUUAGAAAAAGGAGAUCCCAAUUCUUCCGAUCCAAAAUAUUUUGAUGACUGCUUAGCUCAGGAGUCCUCUUUUCAUGACGCCAAACGAAGUGCAAGGAAACUAAAAACUGAAAAGUAAUUUUAUUAUUUUAUGUAUUUCAUAAUUAGAGUGUAAGCAUCACCUUUAAAGCAAAUGUUACACUCCAUAUGGUUUGCCUUUUUGCUCAAACAUAGCAGGCAUCAUGAUGCCCACAGGUGCUUUGGUAAGUCUUGGACAGACUAAAUGUGCAGUUCUAAAGAGCUAUAAAACAAUAUGCUUACAGACCUUCUUGUUCCCAGAGUGUACAGUACUAUAAUGCAAUUGCAACCAUUAUUUUGGUUCCAGAGAAUGCAUUUAAUAGAGGGGUUUGAGGGUGACUUCCUCUGCAGGUCCUCCAUCCACAUCAUCGCUUCAUGAUUCAUUUUUUAAAAGCCCUGUUAAAAAUAGAUGAGGCUCUUUUCCUGUGUUCUCUGAUCUAUCUAACAAUCUUGUUUUUCUCUCCCAGGCCAAAAAAGAAACGAGGGAAAUAGAGGCCUCUCGGUUUCUUACUGAAGUAAAAAAAGAGAUGCUUAAUGGGCAGGUCCCAGUGGAAAUUAGGGUUUGCCAAUUCCCAAACUGUUUCAGAAUAAUUGUUGUAAAGUUCGACAAAGGUCAUUACCCUGCAAAAAGUACCAAAAAGUUAAUGUCAGUUGAACUUUAAAGCAGACAGUAGAGAAGCUUGUUAGGAUUUAGAGAAUAAUGAUAGGAGUUGCAGUGAAAUUACCAGAGGGAAGGGGGGUUGGAGAAUGUGUAUUAUUGAUCCAGAAAGUGAAUGCAGAGGGUCUAGGUUAGUUGGUUGGAUGAAUCUUCUGUGGCAGCCAUCUUAAACUGGGCCAAGGGAGAGAGUGGCUGUUUGUUUAAAGUAGCCCAUCUGGUGCUGGGAAAUCAAUCGGUAAAAUCACCUCCCCAAAUCAUAGCUUUGCAGAACAGUAGCAAGAAUGCCCACAAUUAUGAUGCUUUGAUGGGUCUGGAAAACUGAGAGAGGUCUGUGUCUGUCUUGGGAGUGGGAAAAAUAAAAAUGGGUGGGUUUUCAUUUAUUGAGGUCUUCUAAAUUUCUAAAUGCAGAACACAAGCAUUUUUACCUUUUUAUAGGCUUCCUGAGAUUAGCAGAUAGGCCAGUAUCCAAACUCUCAACCUGAAUUUUGUAUGGUGUGACUUCCUGAAAACGUGACUGCUUUAUUCAUGCAUUCACUGGAUUUUUGACUCCAAGGAAGAUACGGUAUUUUCAACAAGUUAUAGCUGGCCUCUACCUGGAUAAUUUAAAGGAAGCUUCAUCAGAUUAGAAGCUACUCAUAGAACAUGAUUACUUUAAUGCUUAUGGAAAUUUGAAAAAGGUUUUUUGCAGCAUAGUGCAUUUUGCAUCUGACCACAUUUGAUGCUGUUUUUUUGAAAUGGAGCCUGUUGAAUGAGUUUUCUGGUGCCAUAUAACUAAUUCGUCUUUACAACCACAGUUAAAGCUCUUGCUAGACGCCUAAAUUGGAUAUAGAGGUUGGAAGAUUGAUUCAGAAAUGUACUGUACCUGGUCUGAACUAGAACCAUACAAUUGACAGUUUCAGAUUUUUUUACUGCUUUAUUACAUGUCAAAAUAACGAAAUGAAUGUAUGUAGCAGUAUGUUUUACUUAAUGUACCAUACAUGCUUGUAACCUCUAAUCUAAUAAAGUGGUAACCAAGAAACAAUUUGCUUUUUCUUUCAUCCUAGAUUAGGUUUUUCACCAAAUGACUCAGCAGAAAACUGCCUUUAAGAUUCUAAACCAGGUAUUGCCUCAUCUCUGUUGUAAAACAAAAUGUUCCAUGUGUCGAGUGCCUUUUCUACAUUUUCUCUCUGAAGAUCACACAUAAAAACAAACUGUUAAGGUUCAAACAGUGCCGUUUUAUCCAUUAGCUCUUUUUAACUGAAGACAACCUGCCAUUUGUCAAGUAACUUUCUGUGAACUGAACGGGUAUCAUCUGUCCAUGCACACUGAGAACCUGCCCUCUUCGGGCUCCUCUCCCAAGUUUUCUUAAUGUUUUGUACAGUUGGAUGAAAAGUAGCUAGGCUAGAACCAGUAUAUAUGGCAAAAAACUUUCAUUUCUGUUGAGUUUUUUUUCUAUGCAAUGUUUACAGACCUGAAAAAAAAAUUGCUGCCCAAUGAUCCUGAAUUGAGUUUUACUUUAUGUAGCAAAUACAUUUUCCAAUGAAAUUUUGUAAGGCAGAACUGGUGCUAAAUUUGUUUGUAGCAUUUUUCAGUUUUGCUUGGAAAGCACUAAAGCUAUUUUUGUCAUCUGCAUGCCCCUGAAUUUUUUCCUCUCUUAAAGCAACAAAUCUUGCUUUUUAGUUUAGCUUAUAUAGAGCUUAAUUUAUCUGUGCACCUUAAAAAGGGGAAUAGUUCAUGUCUGUACUUUUAAGUUUGACCCUACUAAGCUGUGAAAUAAUGCUGAACGUACUUUAUCUUGGACAUUCUCACUUGAUUUCUUUAAUCCUUUACGGACUGUUGGUUGAAGAAAUCAUGUAUUUAUUUGUAUACAAUAUUUCAUUCACUUUUUCCUGUGCAUUAAGUAAAGGCCCGAUUCUAGUACAGGGUGUUUAGAAAUUCAGUUCAUGUCUUUAAUUAUGUAAAUGUUUUGUGAAUUCACCUUGAUAGGCUAUUCCAAACAUUGUUUUUAAAAAUGGGGGAAAAAAACCCUUUAAAGGUAUUCUGAAUUUGUAUAUAUUGAAUUUCUCAGGUAGGGAAAAAGUGUAACAGUAAUUAUUGAAAAAACAAAUGUAUUUUUAUUUGGUGUAACACUGUUAAAUGUUGACUUAUAAUAAAUGUAUUACAAUGA